CUUUUUUCUCUUCACUAUCAGUUUAUUAUUCCGCAGUUCUUUCCUUGUGCGCUAUCGUCUCUUCUGUUCCUUCUCUUCUACCCAAAAGGCCGACUGAAAAAUGUUGUCAGACGUGUUGGAGUGGUUGUUACCUGUGUACAAAAAUUCUGAUCCAAGAACCACAGAUUGGUUCUUAGUUUCACAACCAGGAUGUAUCUUCACGAUAGUGAUUGCCUAUGUUUACAUAUGCACUUCGGCAGGCCCAAAGUAUAUGGAAGACAAGCAGCCCUACACCUUACGAAAAACUCUGAUUGCAUAUAAUUUGUUUCAAAUUCUGCUAAGCGCUUACUUGUUUAAAGAGGGUAUCAUAGCAUACGGGAUGAACAACUACAGCUACUGGUGUCAACCAAUUGAGUAUUCAGACACCCCAGCAGCGAUGCGAAUGGCCACUGCCACGCACCUCUACUUUAUCUGCAAGCUCAUCGACCUUCUAGACACGGUGUUCUUCGUGCUUCGAAAAAAGAAUCGUCAGAUAUCUUUCCUUCAUGUUUAUCAUCAUGCUUCGAUGGUCGUUUUCGCGUGGAUCGGAGUCCGUUACUUUGCAAGUGGACAUCCAACGUUUCUAGGACUAAUGAACUGCUUCGUUCAUACUUUUAUGUACAGUUAUUACUUGCUGGCAGCCUUUGGGGCAGAAAUCCAAAAGUAUUUGGUGCACUGGAAGAAGUAUUUGACAUUGCUACAAAUAGUGCAAUUUAUUAUAGUCGGCCUCCAUAGCGGACAGGUUCUGUUCACCGAUUGUCACAAAGUCCCAAGUUUGUUGGCCAUCCUAAUUGUGUUGAACUCAUCAUUCUUCGUAUAUAUGUUCUCUUCGUUUUACGUACAUAAUUACUUUGAACCUAAUGUUAAAAGUGCAAAAACUGUUACUGGUUUCCCCAAUAACUCCAUGAUUCGGAAAACUGAGUAAGGUAUAAUCGAUGGCCCCUAACAAAAUUUACUCAACUAUAAAGAGGUUGAUUAUAAGAGCUUAACUAUGGCGCUCCGACGAUAGAUUUUGCUGAAACUCCUAAGCGUACUUCUU
Molecule: messenger RNA, 1057 nt
Organism: Diprion similis
Lineage: Eukaryota; Metazoa; Arthropoda; Insecta; Hymenoptera; Diprionidae
Product: elongation of very long chain fatty acids protein AAEL008004-like
Exons: 4
Coding region: 101-943 (280 amino acids)
Biological process (GO): fatty acid elongation, saturated fatty acid; fatty acid elongation, monounsaturated fatty acid; sphingolipid biosynthetic process
Cellular component (GO): endoplasmic reticulum membrane
Molecular function (GO): fatty acid elongase activity
Source: RefSeq, a predicted model, not a curated record